CCUCUUGGAAGUAUUUGUUGACUAGAAGCCGCUGGUCAUCUUUUUUUUGAUUUGUUUAAAGUUAAUGUUUUGUAAGUUCCACAGAUUCAUUUCACGACCAUUAAAUCAGUCUUUGGAGCGGCUUUUUUUCAUACGUAAAUCCCGAACACUGGCGUCAAAAAUGCCCUUUCAGUACCCGCAGGCUUACCGAGACGAAGCGGUUGUUGAUGAUUAUCAUGGCUGCAAAGUACCUGAUCCAUAUAGCUGGUUGGAGGAUCCUGACAGUGAAAAAACACAGGCUUUUGUAAGUGCUCAGAACCAGCUGACUUUACCAUUUUUAGAGGGCUGCGAAGUGCGAGAUCUCUUCAAGGAGCGCAUGACCGAACUGUAUGACUACCCCAAGUAUAGCUGUCCGUUCAAGAGGGGGAGCAGGUACUUUCACUUCUACAACACCGGCCUCCAGAACCAGAGCGUCAUGUACGUGCAGGAGAGUCUGGACGCUGAGCCCACAAUCUUCUUGGAUCCAAAUACAUUUUCUGAUGAUGGGACUGUUGCUCUACGAGGUUACGCGUUCUCUGAAGACGGGGAGUACCUGGCGUACGGUACCAGUGCCAGUGGCUCGGACUGGGUGGAGAUCCAUUUCCUGCGUGUUGCGGGAGCCGUCCUUCUGGAAGAUCAUCUUGAACGAGUCAAGUUUAGCUGCAUGUCGUGGACCCAUGAUGGGAAAGGCCUUUUCUACAACUCCUACCCUGACCAGGAGGGCAAGAGUGAUGGAACUGAGACCUCCACCAACCUGCACCAGAAGCUCUACUUCCACAUCUUGGGGACUCCACAGUCUCAAGAUAUCCUGUGCGCCGAGUUCCCUGAACACCCCAAGUGGAUGAGUGGGGCCGAGGUGUCGGAUGAUGGACGCUAUGUGCUGCUUUCUAUCAGGGAAGGUUGUGAUCCUGUCAACAGACUGUGGUACUGUGACCUCCAGACCACCCCGCAGGGAAUCACGGGACUUCUGCCGUGGGUGAAACUAAUCGACAAUUUUGAUGCUGAGUAUGAGUACGUGACCAACGACGGCACGUUGUUCACUUUCAAGACCAAUCUAGAUGCCCCGUGUUACCGUCUCAUCAAUAUAGACUUUGCCUCGCCGGCACAGACCAACUGGAAGGAGCUCAUUCCUCAGCACGACAAAGAUGUUAUUGUGUUCGCCACCUGUACCUACUCCAGCUACCUGUUUGUGUGUUUCCUCCAUGACGUGAAGAACGUGUUGAAAAUGUACUGCCUGAGCUCAGGGGAGGAGCUGCGGACCUUCCCCCUGGACGUCGGCUCCGUGGUGGGCUUCACGGGACGCAAGAGGGACUCGGAAAUCUUCUACUACUUCACCUCCUUCCUCUCCCCAGCGAUCAUUUAUCACUGCGAUCUGACCAAGGAGCCGCUGCAGCCGCACAUCUUCCGAGAGGUGACUGUCAAAGGCUUCAAUCCCGCCGAUUACCAGACCACACAGAUUUUCUACCCCAGCAAAGACGGCACUCAAAUCCCCAUGUUCAUUGUUCACAAGAAGGGCAUCAAAAUGGACGGAUCACAUCCGGGCUUUUUAUACGGCUACGGAGGCUUUAACAUCUCCAUCACACCGAGCUACAGCGUCUCCCGCCUCAUCUUUGUCAGACACCUGGGUGGAGUCCUGGCUGUGGCCAACAUCCGAGGAGGAGGGGAGUACGGCGAGACUUGGCACAAAGCGGGCAUGCUGGCCAACAAGCAGAACUGCUUCACGGACUUUCAGUGCGCGGCCGAAUAUCUCAUCAAGGAGGGUUACACCUCUCCGGCCAAGCUGACUAUAAACGGAGGGUCUAACGGCGGCCUGCUUGUAGCCGCGUGUGUGAACCAGCGGCCGGAGCUGUUCGGCUGCGCGGUGGCUCAGGUUGGCGUCAUGGACAUGCUGAAAUUCCACAAGUUCACCAUCGGCCACGCCUGGACCACCGACUUCGGCUGUGCAGAAGUCAAAGACCAGUUUGAUUGGCUCAUCGCUUACUCCCCGCUCCAUAACAUCCAUGUCCCAGAGGGCAACGGUGUCCAGUACCCCGCUAUCCUCCUUCUAACGGGGGACCAUGAUGACCGCGUGGUGCCGCUGCACUCCCUCAAAUACAUCGCCACCCUGCAGCACAUCGUGGGUCACAGCCCCAAGCAGACGAACCCCCUGUUCAUCCUGGUGGACACCAAGUCGGGACACGGCGCCGGCAAGCCAACCAGCAAGGUCAUCCAGGAGGUGGCGGACACGUAUGCCUUUACUGCUCGCUGUCUGAGCAUCUCUUGGGUGAAAUAACCUGCGACCCUUUACAAAAAAAUGUACUUUUUCUUUACUUGAAAUACGUUUCUGAAAAAGGAAAAAUGACAGCAGCUGAUCACGCAACCGUUAUGUUGUUAGAUAGCCGCAUCCUGUCUUCUGCUCAUGUCUUCCCAUCUGCCACCCCCGCUGCCAUCUCCUUUUAUGACCCUCUUCCCACACCGUACACACAGACGUUUAUAGCCCUUAACAAUUAAGACAGAGUUCCUUGUCGUGAGAUAAACGUGUAAAGCGAGGAUCAGCCGUAGUGAGAUCAAAGUAUCAAAAGACUUUUGCAUCCGGUUGUGCCGAUGUGCAUGUUAUUUAUUUAUCAUCUGUUCUCUCAGUGGAGAAGGUAAAUGCUGACGAGACGGCGUAGUCGGAAUUGUGACGUGCGUCGACAGUAUUGUUUUGACCGCGAGAGCAGACACUCGAAACACGUUGCUGUGCGUUUUGAACGUCAGUCCCCGUGUUCCUUUCAGACCGACCAGUUCUACCUCUGACGUGUACUGAUUGUUUCUCUUUUAAAGGGAUACAAACACAACGCCAUAACAACAAUAAACAGCUUUUUAAAACCGA
Molecule: messenger RNA, 2869 nt
Organism: Thalassophryne amazonica
Lineage: Eukaryota; Metazoa; Chordata; Actinopteri; Batrachoidiformes; Batrachoididae
Gene: prep
Product: prolyl endopeptidase
Exons: 14
Coding region: 65-2290 (741 amino acids)
Biological process (GO): proteolysis
Cellular component (GO): cytosol
Molecular function (GO): serine-type endopeptidase activity; oligopeptidase activity
Source: RefSeq, a predicted model, not a curated record